Chiloscyllium plagiosum (whitespotted bambooshark) is the source of this 4163-nucleotide messenger RNA. It is a transcript of the gene kcnh3, whose product is annotated as potassium voltage-gated channel, subfamily H (eag-related), member 3. Gene Ontology annotation, molecular function: voltage-gated potassium channel activity. Gene Ontology annotation, cellular component: plasma membrane. Gene Ontology annotation, biological process: potassium ion transmembrane transport; regulation of membrane potential. NCBI's taxonomy places the organism in Eukaryota, Metazoa, Chordata, Chondrichthyes, Orectolobiformes, Hemiscylliidae. The record is from RefSeq and is a predicted model, not a curated record.
UGAACCCUGCUACUCAUGUGACACGGCGUCUGCUUGGACAAAGCGGGCGCGGUGGAAGCGCUUUCGCACUGCCUAGGCUCUCCGAAGAGAAAGAAGGCACACGCUGGAACAUCACCCGCCCCACACCCAACCCUUCCCGAAUCCUUGGCUCAAUCAGCAUCAGCUCGAGUAUGUCGCUGGCUUAACUUGGGAUCAACUUUUCGGCUUUAGAGGGCAGGUUGGACUGAAGAAGCAAUGAUCGCUUCAGCUUGGCCAAAGCGCGCAAGUCAACACAAGUGCUCGGGUGCCUGGGGCUGACUCCUUGAGAUCUGAGUCAAUGUACUUACACUCAUAUCCUCUCCUAUUGUUUAAUCCUUUUUAAUGGCUACGGCUGUUAUUGUCAGUACACGAAAAGAUGCCUGUCAUGAAAGGGUUGCUUGCGCCGCAGAACACCUUUCUGGAUACAAUAGCAACACGAUUCGACGGAACUCACAGCAAUUUUGUUCUGGGAAAUGCUCAGGUAUUGAACGUGUAUCCUAUUGUGUACUGCUCCGAUGGAUUCUGCGAACUGACUGGCUAUGCCCGAGCUGAACUCAUGCAGAAGAGCUGUGCUUGUAAGUUUCUCUAUGGAGUAGAAACGAACGAAGCCAUGAAAAUUCAGAUCCAAAACGCAUUGGAUGAGAAACGUGAGUUCAAGACUGAACUGAUCUUCUAUAAGAAGAGUGGUGCAUCAUUUUGGUGUCUGCUCGAUAUUGUCCCAAUUAAGAAUGAAAAGGGCGAAGUGGUGCUGUUCCUAGCUUCGCAUAAAGACAUCACUGAUAGCAAGAUCAAGCUGUCACCAGACAAUACAAAGGAUUUAGAUGAUGUGGAAAUCUACCAAAACACCAGGCCACCUGGUUUCAACGCCAACAGAAGAAGAAGCAGGGCUGUCUUGUACCACCUGUCAGGACACUUACAGAAACAGGAUAAGAGCAAGCUCAAGCUCAACAAUAACGUCUUUGGAGAGAAGCCGGCACUUCCAGAGUACAAAGUUGCAGCUAUUCAGAAAUCCAGGUUCAUUCUGCUUCAUUAUGGCACUUUCAAGGCCGGAUGGGACUGGUUGAUCCUCUUGGCAACAUUUUAUGUUGCAGUCACUGUUCCGUACAACGUGUGCUUCAGCAUCAGCAGAGAUGACCAUUCUGCUGCUUCAAGAAACCCUCCUAGCGUGAGUGACAUCUUUGUGGAGAUCCUCUUCAUGCUCGACAUCAUGCUGAAUUUUCGGACAACAUAUGUCAGUAAGUCGGGACAGGUUGUCUAUGACCCUCGCUCAAUCUGUGUGCACUAUGCAACUACCUGGUUCUUUGUGGAUCUUAUAGCUGCACUUCCCUUUGACCUUCUCUACGCAUUCAAUAUCAAUGUGUAUUUUGGCGUUCAUCUACUGAAAACUGUGCGCUUACUACGUCUGCUACGGCUGCUUCAGAAACUGGACCGCUACUCACAGUACAGUGCUGUGGUCCUUACACUGCUCAUGUCCAUGUUUGCCCUGAUAGCACAUUGGAUGGCCUGUAUCUGGUACUUUAUUGGGCAGAAGGAAAUUGAAGCCAAUGACCUUUCCACCUGGGAAAUUGGAUGGCUUCAUGAAUUGGCAAAGAGGUUGGGAACUCCAUACAUAUCCAUUUCUUCAAUGAGUGCCUCCAACUCUGUGGACUCCACGAGCCAGGCCACCUUUGUUAACUCCAGCACUGGAGCUAACAGUUCCAGCUUUGAACUGCUCGGUGGUCCCUCAAUCCGAAGCUCCUACAUCACUUCACUCUACUUUGCACUCAGCAGCCUAACCAGUGUGGGCUUUGGGAAUGUGUCGGCUAACACUGAUGCUGAAAAGAUCUUUUCCAUAUGCACCAUGUUAAUUGGAGCUCUCAUGCACGCUGUAGUAUUUGGAAAUGUGACUGCUAUAAUCCAGAGAAUGUAUUCCCGACGGUCCUUAUACCACACCAGGACAAAAGAUUUGAAGGAUUUCAUCCGUGUUCAUCGAAUUCCCAAGCAGCUGAAACAGCGAAUGCUCGAAUGUUUCCAGACUUCAUGGUCUGUCAAUAAUGGCAUUGAUGCCAAUGAGCUUCUGAAAGAUUUUCCUGAUGAACUGCGAGCGGACAUUGCAAUGCAUUUGAACAAAGAAAUCCUUCAGCUGCCAAUAUUUGAAUCUGCUAGCCGUGGGUGCCUUCGAUCCCUCUCCUUAAGCAUCAAAACUUCUUUCUGUGCUCCAGGGGAAUACCUCAUCCGUCAGGGCGAUGCCUUACAGGCUAUCUACUUUGUCUGCUCAGGUUCCAUGGAGGUCCUGAAGGACAACACUGUGUUGGCUAUUCUAGGUAAAGGCGACUUGAUUGGCUCUGACUUUUUGGCAAAGGACCAAGUGAUUAAGACCAAUGCAAACGUGAAGGCUCUGACCUACUGUGACCUGCAGUACAUUAUCCUGAAGGGUCUGAGGGAAGUACUGGAGCUGUACCCUGAAUACGCGCAGAAAUUCAUUGAGGACAUUCAGCAUGACUUGACCUACAACCUGCGAGAGGGGAAUGAUGCUGAUUUGGAAUAUGAACGUAAUGGAGGUCUUAUCCAAAAGCUGCCCUCUAUCCUGGAGGAUGAAGAACUUGAAGAUGACGAGAACACACCCCUGGCUCCCAAUGCAAAUAGUACUACAGGAAUAAUAUCGCCCAUCAAAGCGUUUUGUUCACCUAAGAUUAGUAGAUGUUCGCUGCCAGUGAAGCAUUUGUCCAAGCCAGCUACUCCCCCUGCAGGAACGUUGAAUAAUAACAAUAAGGAUUUUGGCAAAGGCAGACUUUCAAACAGUAAUGGAAGCAAGCCAUCCAAACUGCAAAUCCCUGCUAUAAACUGUACUGCAGCCCCUGACCUCAGCCCAAGGUUUGUGGAUGGAAUUGAAACUGACAAUAGUACACCAGCCAGACAGAAAUUUGAAUUCAGCACAAAUGAAGUAAAUGAAGACAGUAGCCUUUCUCAGUUAAACUCAGGGGAGGCUGAAGAGACCAAGCAAAAUAUCUCUAAACUUAAUCAAGAGAUGGUUCACCUGUCGGAGCAAGUCACCCAGCUGAGUAAAGACCUGCAUGAUAUGAUGCAACUCCUGAAGCCUUUGUUGACGUCCCAAAAGUACCUGGCUCCCUCUCCAGACCCCACCCUGAACCCCAGCUCGGCAGCAACCCACAGUAACAGCAGUGGACUUGGCAGCAUCAUUCGAUUGCAGGCUCCCUCCACGGCUCCGACUUUUCCCACUCUGUUGAGACCUGACUUUCAGCAGAGAGGCUCAUGGCCUGACAGCAGCCCUUAUCCCACAAGGUCAUCAGUAUCAAACUUGAAUAGCACAGCGGAGAAAAUACAAACUGUUCAGGCCUCAUUAUCUCUGGACUCCUUUCUAGUGGGUUCAUCCCGGAGUACAGGCCUCGGAGACUGUGAGCCCCCAAGUCAGAAUCAGUCUGUGACGCCAGACAUUAACCAAUUAACUCAAUUUCUCCAGGAAGAUGGAAUGCCCCUUGUGCAGUCACCCUCCAUUGUAUCGGUCAGUUUGCAGCAGGUAGCUGAACAUAAUGCUAAGGAAAGUGAGGCGCCGCUAGUAAAACUCUCCCUCCCAGCAGAUACUGCCUGCUUACCAGAUAAAGUGGCUAACUUCCUAAGCCCAUACAACAUAAGGUUAACGAGGGAGCCACAAAGGUCAGAAACGUGUUCCCUUGAAUUGAUAAGGACCUCAGCCGAGGACUCUAGCAGUGAUUCAAUUCAAUUCAUUGAUGAUGAAGGGACAAAUGUAUAAAGGCCUGAGAUUGGAGAAAUGGAUAAUGUUUACCAUGUCAAUGGCACCAAUACACCUCUUUUCUAGAAAAGCUUUUUUGAUCUGGUCUUGAACCUAAAACAAAAAUAAUUCUUCUCGUUGCUCCGAGAAGCUACAAACAAAUGGAUAUUAUUUAGCCAUUAGAAAUAUAUGAUACAUGGAGCCAACUUGCAAGCUAUGGAGCACAUAGAUUGACACAAGAAUGUGCAGCCUGAGAAAGUAACAAAUGAAUGAAUUACACUGUCUUAGGUCGCCUAUGAAGUUACUGUAAAAUAUAGGUUUAAAUCCAGGAAUGAUCAGCUUUUAGCAAUUUGUUUCUAGCAUGUACCUUCCAAAUGAGCCAAAUUGUGUAUAAAUACAGAGUACAAACCCGCUA